UCCCCCCCACCAUACCUUCCCUCUGCUUUUUCUUCUCCGCCUGUCUGCUGCCCCUGCUUUCACAACACAGUACAGUACACACUAGUCAUCCAGUAGUGGCAGCAACCAACACAGAAGUGUGUUCAGUCUCUCCUCGUAGCCUCAGUUUCUGCUUUGUAUAAACUGGCCAUUUAUCAUCAAUCAUGGCCGCCGGAGUACAAAUUUAACUCCCGUCUUGCCUCCCUGUCGUCUGGAGGGGAGGAUUUUUGUUUGAGGAAGCAAAAGAAAUAUUAGUCCCACACUGAUUUGGAUUUCCUUUUGGAAUUACAAUACAUUUCACAAGGGAAAUACCAUUCAUGUCAAUACUCCAAAAUGCAGCCGCCGCCGAGGAAGGUCAAAGUGACACAGGAGCUGAAAAACACACACACAGAUCAGAUGACAAGACUGCACUUUAAACACCAGACCGAAUGUGACCUGCUAGAAGACAUGAGGAGCUACAGUCUGAAGAAGGGACAGCUGGAGAGGGACUAUGCACAGGCUCUGCAGAAGUUAGCCAGUCAGUACUUGAAGAGGGACUGGCCUGGAAUCAACCCUGAUGACCAGAGAACAGACUACAGAAAUGUGUAUGCAGUGUGGAGGUCCUACUUAGAAGGUACAGUGCAGGUGAGCCAGUCCAGGCUCAAUGUGUGUGACAACUACAAGAGUCAGGUUUCAGAGCCUGCUAAGACUGUUAGACUCUACAAGGAACAGCAGCUCAAAAAGACCAUAGAUCAGUUGAGUGGUAUUCAGGCAGAGCUGCAGGAGUCGGUGAAGGAGUUGGCCAAAGCCAAGAAAAAAUACUACGACUGCGAGCAGGUUGCCCACGCCGUACGAGAGAAAGCUGAUAUAGAGGCCAAGUCUAAACUGGGUCUAUUUCAGUCAAGAAUUAGUUUACAGAAAGCAAGUGUAAAGUUGAAAGCUAAGAGAAGUGACUGUAACUCGAAGGCAACACAGGCCAGGAAUGACUACUUGCUAACGCUAGCUGCUGCCAACGCUCACCACGACCGCUACUACCAUACAGAUCUACUGCACUGCAUACAGGCCUUGGAUGGCAGGAUCUACGAGCACGUGAAAGACUACCUGGUAGCGCUGUGCCGUACUGAGCUAGAAGCCUCUCAAGCAACACACAACACCUUCCAGUUCCUAUUGGACAAAUCCACCAGGAUAAUACAAGAGUUCAACCAGCAGUUGUUCAUGCAGGAAAACCCCGUGUUUCAUAAAGCACACGACUUCCAGUUCCAGCCCAGCGAGUGUGACACGACUCUGAGCUCGGUGCAGCAGUUGGUGGACAUAGAGCCGUCGCCCGUCAGUGCCAUGAGAAUGACCCUGGCACAGAGUCGUCAACUUGAGUCGGAGACGGGGACGACGGAGGAGCACAGUUUGAACAAGGAGGCCAGGAAAUGGGCAACCAGAGUGGCCAGAGAACACAAGAAUAUCAUUCAUUACAAGAGAUCUCUGGAGGAGUGUGAGAGCCAUGGCUUGCCCCCCACAGAGCAGGGCAGAGCAGAUCUGGAGAUGAAGAUAGAAGACACCAAAGAAAACAUACGCAAAGCUGAGACGAUAAAGUUGAAAGCCGAGGCUCGGUUGGACCUUCUGCGGCAAGUGGGGGUUGCUGUGGAUACCUGGCUGAAGAGCGCCAUGAACCAGGUGAUGGAGGAGCUAGAGAAUGAACGUUGGGCCAGCUACACUUCCCACGAUCCCUCACUGUCGGGCACAGUGGACUUGGAGCGCGAGGAGGGUGAGGAGUGUGAAGAGAACAUGGAGGUUUUUGACGACAGCAGCUCCAGUCCUUCAGGAACCCUGCGCAACUACCCGCUAACCUGCAAGGUCCUCUACUCAUACAAGGCUUCUCAACCGGAUGAAUUAACUAUUGAUGAACAGGAGAUGUUGGAGGUCAUUGAGGAUGGAGACAUGGAGGACUGGGUCAAGGCUCGCAACAAGACAGGCCAAGUGGGCUAUGUCCCGGAGAAAUACCUGCAGUUUCCCACCUCCAACAGUCUCCUGAGCAUGCUCCAGUCUCUGGCUACACUCGACGCUCGAUCACACACCUCGUCCAAUUCAACCGAGCCGGAACUGCACUCUGGCUGCAUCAAUGGAGACACAAACAUGGUGUAUGUGCGUGCACUUUAUGAUUAUGAAGGCCAGGCGGAUGAGGAACUCUCCUUCUCCGAGGGAGCGGUGAUUCGCCUUCUGAGCCGUGACACUCAGACAGAUGACGGCUUCUGGGAGGGGGAGCUAAAUGGACGGGUGGGCGUCUUCCCCUCCGUGCUGGUAGAAGACCUCACAGAGAAUGGAGAGACCAGCGGAGGAGGGGCGGGUGACAUACAGGUACAGGAACACCACCAGAUCUCUCCAUCUUUGAAGCUGCCAUCUUCUCUCCCGCCUCUUCCGCUGUAUGACCAACCUCCCAUCAGCCCUUUCACCAGCCCUGAAACUUCCACCCCGCCUCCUCUCCCACGCUCACCCUCCGCCGCACUAAACGGGGAGCACAAGCAUCCAUUGCCCACCUCGUCACACAAGGGACCGAAAGCCACCCACAAUCAAAGUUCUGGCAGGAGUCCAGUGUCUCCAGGAUUUCCUCAAACUCAGCCACUCCGAUUCACUCCUGAAGGAGGCCCGGGCAAACUACGACCUGUGCGCGCUGCUCCUCCUCCACCCAAACAGCACCCCCGCCGACAGCAGGAGAAGAGCGACAAGACGGAGGAGGUGGAGAUCACACUGGUGUGACAGCCAGACGAGCUGGCAGGCGGUUAUAGACACACAAAAAAUAAACAGAUGACAGACAGACGUAUCCUACAGGCUGGGGAACUAACCUGCUCUGAACUGAACUGAGCUUAAAUAAAGUGAUGUGAAGCAAACUGAACUGAACCACGUCAACCCCCACCCCACCCCCACCCCCCAACCUGCCCCCAGCCACUCCGCAUCGUCUGUUAUCCUCAAGUUGAGAAGGAGGGCAGAGAAAGGGGGGAAAAAGGCAGAAUAUCCAAUUAAAUAAUCUCCGUAUUAGCUUCCUAACGAAGUGCAGCAGUAGCCGCCCCCAUGUUCUUCUCCGCCCUCCCCCAUCCUUCCAUUCUUGCCUUAAAACCCCCUCACCUCAUCGGGCAGCAGACCAGAGCACACUGAAGAGGAGGAAGAGGAGGAGGAAGAAUGCUUGCGGAGGGGAGGAGUGUGAGGGAAAAAUAGUGAUGAGUUUGGCCAGUUUUCAUUUAUCUUGUUAACUUUACUUCCAAGAUAUUUUAAGGCGGAUUAUCUCACUGCACAGGCAGAGCAUUCUGUUACGUUUGAGAAAUGUCCGUGUUUUCACUCACUUGCUAACAAACAAUCAUGAAACAUGAAAAAAGUUAUCAAGCCGCAAAACUGACAAAAUAUAGUGAAAGCUGUAAAAAUAAAUAUUA
Molecule: messenger RNA, 3413 nt
Organism: Thunnus maccoyii (southern bluefin tuna)
Lineage: Eukaryota; Metazoa; Chordata; Actinopteri; Scombriformes; Scombridae
Product: F-BAR and double SH3 domains protein 2-like
Exons: 22
Coding region: 352-2745 (797 amino acids)
Biological process (GO): regulation of actin filament polymerization; neuromuscular synaptic transmission
Cellular component (GO): recycling endosome; neuromuscular junction
Molecular function (GO): protein binding
Source: RefSeq, a predicted model, not a curated record